This is a messenger RNA of Vicia villosa (hairy vetch), 1407 nucleotides long. RefSeq lists its product as uncharacterized. Gene Ontology annotation, molecular function: catalytic activity. Lineage: Eukaryota; Viridiplantae; Streptophyta; Magnoliopsida; Fabales; Fabaceae. The transcript has a single exon. Bases 1 to 1407 code for a protein of 468 amino acids. The record is from RefSeq and is a predicted model, not a curated record.
AUGAAGUGCCUAUUUUGGAAUGUGAGAGGUAUUGCUAACUCUCCUACAAAAUUAGCUCUAAAGCGCCUCAUCAAUGUAAAUAAACCUGAUUUUGUUUUCAUUUCUGAACCGUGGAUGGAUGUGAAAAAGCUUCCUUUUAGAUGGCUUCAUAGAUUAGGUCUUAAGCUUUUCGCUGUCAAUGAAAGGAAUGGCUUAGAUCCUAAUCUUUGGUGUUGCUGUAGUAUUCAUCUUGACCCUCAAGUUAUAGCAUCAGAUGACCAGCAAGUUUCUUUUCUUCUUAAAAAUAAUGGGGACACCAGUGGUGUUUCAGUUGUUUAUGCUUCUACAAAUCUGGUGGCCCGUAGAUCCCUUUGGCACAAUCUUUCCCAGCUCCAUAAUCAGUUUAAUUUUCCUUGGGCCUUCAUAGGGGACUUUAACUGUAUUAUGGGAGCCCACGAACACUUUGGUUCUAGGACUCCAGCCAGACCCCCCAUCGAAGACUUCAACAAUUGGACCAACAUGAACUCCCUUGUGCAUCUGCCCACUUCUGGUGCUCUCUUCACUUGGAAAAAUGGAAGAUCCGGUUCGAUGCAUAUUGAAAGGCGUCUGGAUAGGACUAUUUGCAACCAAAGCUGGCUGGAUUUUUGGCCCAUCAAUUCUUGCAGAACUUUAGCCAGAAACAAGUCUGAUCAUUAUCCGCUUUUGUUUGAGUUUCUCUCAAAAGAUGUCAAGGCUGCAUCAAGCUUUAAAUUCUUGCAAACAUGGGCCUCGCAUCAAAGUUGUGAAGAUUUGAUUUCUGAAACUUGGAAAACCAGGGUGGUGGGAUGCCCCAUGUUCAUUCUGCAGAGAAAACUCCAAAUCCUCAAAGCAAGACUUAAAGAAUGGAAUAAAACCACAUUUGGAAAUGUUCACGAUAAUGUCAAAUCCGCGGAGGAGAGCCUCAAACAAAUUCAAAAUAGGAUUGUGGAUGAAGGACCUUCAGACUCCCUUGAUGCUAUAGAAAGAAACGCCCAAGUUCUGCUUGACACCGCUCUCCAACGGGAAGAAUGUUUUUGGAAGGAAAGGGCUAGGGUAAAAUGGCAAGCGGAUGGAGACAGGAAUACGAGAUAUUUCCACAGGCUAGCUAAGAUAAAACAGGCUACUAGGGGCAUUUGUUGCCUAAAAAUAGAUGGAAAACUGAUCACGGAUAGAGACCAAAUAGCAGGUCAUGCGGUAUCUCAGUUUUCUAACAUUUUUAAUAAUAACACUGUUUUGCAAGACUUUAGUCUGGUUGAUGAGGUUAUUCCUCACUUGGUGACUGCAGAAAAUAACAUGGAGCUAACCAGGUUGCCGCUGUUGGAGGAGGUUUAUAAAACGGUCAUGAGUUUGGACAAGGAGAGUGCCCCAGGUCCCGAUGGCUUCAAUGGUUUCUUCUAUCAAACUUACUAG